UGGCGCCGAUUGGAGUGAAGAGCACACAUUAUUAACAGGGGCACAGUUACAGUGAGUGAGUGCAGAAGUAUUACUACUUUUGUGGAUGUUCAGCAAAUACCGUAACCUUCGAGCAACCUUGCACAAGCCUUGCCUCGCAUCAUAGGGCGACGGACGCUACCAGUGAUUGUCAAGAAGUCUCACAAGCUGAAGAGUCGGGGGUUUUGCAAUCAAGCAAGGGUCAUUGCGCGGUCUCGCCGCUCGCGCACUGGACUGGAUAGAGCGCACACGAAUGCAACGAUAGUGGAGUGUAAAUUGGUGCAUGGGUGGGAUUGUGGGGUUUCGGUGAAAUUUGAGUUAAGGUGCAGAGGAGCGGAGGUUUUCUUGUGUGGGAUUAUCGUUGAAGACGGAGGAAUUAGGGUUGGCAGGGGAGGAGAGAACCGGGAGGAGGUAGGAGGAGAGGUGGAGCGACGGAUGUGGAGGGAUUGAGCGAUGGUAAAGGUGAAGGGAGUGGAGUGGAACCAUGUGAUAGUGCUCAAGGAGCCGGAAAAGCAUGGCAUGGCCACAUUGGUGCGGUGCAUUCACUGCGACAAGGAGUUUCAGGGGAAUGCCAUGCGGAUCCGAGCGCAUUUGCUUGGGAAUAAGCGCCAGGCGGGCGUGACAGGGUGCCCCACGGUGCCGGACGACGCGCGCGAGGAGCUGAGACUGAUUGAGAUUGCGAGGGAGCAGACGCAGAGGAAGCGGAAGCCGGUGAAGACGCGCGGGGUUAGGGGGACUUCCUCGCCGUCGGACCAUUCCUCCGGCAGCGCGGACCAUUUUGACGGGAAAGGGGGUUCUGGGCGGAAGGGGGGGAGGAUCAGCUUGCAACACGAGCUCCUCGCGCGUAUGGGCAUCAUCAUGGCCUCCAUAGACCUCGACACUUUCUUCGAUGGUUUUGGAUUGCGACCUGAAACAGUUUUCAAAAUCAAGGAGAUGGGUUUUACAGCAAAAACACUGAUGUCUAACGUUGACGAACUUCCGUCUUUAUUAGAGUCGAUUAACCAACAUCACCUGCUUACGCUCGGGGAGGAAUGGGGGAUCAAGGGUGCUGCGAAGAAGUGGCAAUUAGAUCAAACAUAUGCUCCACAUCCGGAAGAUGAAAAGUGGCCAGAGUCUGAGGAUACCUGUAAAGAAGUGGCGUGCAUUGAUAGCGAAGAAGUUACACAACUUGAGCCCUGUUCAAAGUGGAUGCAGCAGCAACAACAGGGGCAACAGCUUCCAUCAUCGCAUAAUCAUUUAGGGCCUUCCAACCUCACUGGUUCUAACUUAUCACCAUCAAAUCAAGGUGUUUCAGAUGUUGGUCCAGGCGGGUCACCGGGAAGGGUGGGCUACUAUACGAAUCUGCUCUCAUACCAAUCUCAAGGAAACGCCCGCUUUGAUAUUAUGAGGGAAGUGGAUGUCACUUCACAAAGACAACCUCAAAUCAAACAUUCUUUUGACCAUGUUGUGGGGACAACGUUUUAACUUGUGAUCUAAGCACUUGCAUCAUCGUGAACAGCAUGGUUCGAAGAGGUUUUCGAUUCACAAGAAUGAGUUGAGGAUGGGAGUAGAUUUGAAAAUGCUUGUUAUCAGCUGCUUUAGUUCAGAGGAGCCGCUUGUGUCUGACAACGAAAUGCAGGAUUAGGUUACGAGGCGUUAUAGCAUUAACUAUGCACUUGCACAUGGUUUCUUCUUGACUCUUUGAACCUCGUUAAUCCAUACGAGGCUCAAUUGUAUCAAAAUUAGACAGAUUCAAUGGGAUUUUCUGCAGAAAACACAGCAGGUUCAUUCUAAUGUACAUGCCACUUUUUAUUCAUGCUUUGUGGUUACCUAAUAAUUGCAGACACAAUUGCCAAAUAUAGUAACGUAGCCAGUGGUUAUGUUAUAAAAGCACACUGACUGUUCACCGUUGUAAUUUUACGGUAAUAAAUUGCUUCUACAUCGCUUACUGCUUUCUCACAA
This is a messenger RNA of Physcomitrium patens, 1959 nucleotides long. RefSeq lists its product as uncharacterized. Gene Ontology annotation, molecular function: DNA binding. Gene Ontology annotation, biological process: regulation of DNA-templated transcription. The record is from RefSeq and is a predicted model, not a curated record. Lineage: Eukaryota; Viridiplantae; Streptophyta; Bryopsida; Funariales; Funariaceae.